Molecule: messenger RNA, 2068 nt
Organism: Oncorhynchus nerka (sockeye salmon)
Lineage: Eukaryota; Metazoa; Chordata; Actinopteri; Salmoniformes; Salmonidae
Gene: cntd1
Product: cyclin N-terminal domain containing 1
Exons: 7
Coding region: 322-1131 (269 amino acids)
Biological process (GO): reciprocal meiotic recombination
Cellular component (GO): site of double-strand break
Source: RefSeq, a predicted model, not a curated record
GAGACUAACUAAGACUGGCACAAGGAGAGUGUAGAAGAGUGAGGGGGAAAGGUGAAGAGAAGGACAGGAAGACGAGUGAAGAAAAGAGGAGGAGAAUAAAAAGUUAAGAGAUUAAUUAAGACUGGCACAAGGAGAGUGAAGAAGAGCAGACAGAGGAGAUACAAUGACUCUUUCCAAGAAAUGGAAAUGCACUUUUUUUAUGAUAAACAUGAUGAGAGAAUUUCCAUUUCAUACGCUCAGGUCAAGACGAUAGAAUGGUUCACUGCAUCCUCUCUUUCAAUUGGCAGCCGGUGAAGAACGGCAGUGGUAGAACAUCAUCAGAUGAAAAAGCAUAAAGCCUCUCUGAUUGCCCGUGUUGAAUGCAUUUUCCUUGUCACAGAAGAGUUAAGACUUGACCCCAUGGUUGGAUAUCAUGCUGUUGAAUUACUUGAAAGGUUCAUGAUAAAGCACCUGGAGGAUCUGUUUUCAACACCACACACACCUGCAGGGGCAGCAGGUGCCCAUAAAGGAAAUUACGCGGACCUUGUUUAUGAGAAACUGAGUGAGAAGUUCCAUCUCAUUCUCCUGUCUUGUGUGCAAAUAGCAAGCAAACUGUCUUUGCACAGUGCUGUGGUUGACAACAACACAGCAGCGCAGUUUCUUCACUCGAUGGGCCACAGCAUUUCCAAACAAACUAUCAUGGACAUGGAGCUGAUGAUCUUGAAAGCACUUGACUUCAGGCUAAACACCCCCAACCCUCUGACUUAUGUUGAGAUACUCCUGGAGGUGCUUGGGCACAAUGACUCUUCUAUCCCUGUGGAGCACCUGCAUCACCUCAGCAGACACGUGCUCCAGUUCACCUACCUCCAGAGGACAGCCAUCUAUGACUCCCUGCUCAAGGCCACCACUCAGUGCCUGAGCCCAUCUGACGAACAGAGAAAGACUUUCGUGUCGGUGACUGAAGACUGCAUGCUUCUUGGUGUUGGUGUCAUUGCUGUGGGUGCAUACAUCCUCAAUGUCACUAACUGGGAACAGGUAGUGGAGGAGCUGAGUCACAUCACAGGGAUCUCAGUGAAGAGCAUCAGUGAUUUCACACAUGUUACACUGAUGCACAUUACCAAGAACAACUCUCCCAUGGUCACAGCAACUUGAGUCGAGUCCGAACAACACAUUCAUCGAUUGAAAGAUUUUAUUAACGCUAAUUUGUUGGUCUGAAACUUGACAAUGAACUAAGUUUCUUCAGCUACAGGAAGUUAUGAAAGAAAGAAAGCCAUUGAUACUUAGACAGUACAGUACUAUACAGUAAAACAGUACAGUAAAACUACAGUGUCUGUGUAUGUAGAAGUGUGUAUGUAGAAGAUUGAAAGGUUCGCACCAAACAUCUGAUGUAAAAACUAGCUCCCUGAGUUUGACUUUCUAGUUGAUUUCCUUAAGAAUUUAACUUCUAUUUUCUGCAUGUUUAUUUCUGUUUACUGUUCCAACAAUUAGCAGCAUUAAAGAGCCUUCUUCCAUCUAUCAAGUCAUAUCUGUUAAAUGCCAUAGUGUGCAAUAUAAAAGCAAAGCUGAUGUUAAAAUCCUAAUAAUAGAAAUGUAAUAAAUAGUGUAAUAAGUCAUUCAUUUAACUUAAAUAGAUAAGAAUACAUGUAUUUAUUAUACCCACCACCUCUCUGUCAAGUUUAUUUCUCCUCUGUCCAGAUGGUACCAUUGAAUAAGAUGCACUGCAUCGUGUGUUAAAAUCAUUUCAUGAAAUAAGUUAGAAUAAAUUCAUCAUAAACGUCACUUCACCCAGGAUUUAAAAACAGGAAGUAAGAAGGGUGAAGGUGUCAGGUAGGUGGGUGGGUCAGGUGUCCCUGGCGUGUGAUUGCCUCUCUGGCUCCCUCUGCUGGCUUUCACCCUCAGUGUGCGUGGAAGAAGAGAAACCCAUCAAACCUGAGGGAGAAUCAAGACAACAUCCAGUCAACUGCUGUUAUUCAACUGUAGAUAGCUAUUCAGAGAGUGUGACACAUUUCACUGCACCUAUCCGGUGUAUGUGACAAUAAAACAUCUUAAUUUGUUGAUAUAUUUUUAAAUAAAAGGCCAGUAAACACAA